AUGGUCCUCCUGGAUCACGAUCCGGAUGAUGCUCUCCUGGCCCACUUCCUGGAGGGCUCUCUGCAAGGCUUUCGAAGCCUCCCGAAGGCAGAGGUGAAGCUCCUGGUGGCGGAGGGCCUUGGAGGUCUUCUUCCUGGUGUUCGGCGCCAGACGGCUCAGCAUGCGCUCAGCUUUCUGCAAGGCCACUCGCAGCACCAUGGCCAUGCUGUGGCGCAGCACCGUGGCCACCGCCGCCUGCACAGCCCCUCCCUUUAUGGCCACCAGGGUGGUGCACACCGCAGGCAUUACCGAAAUCCACACCGAGCUGCCCACCGCAGUCACAGCCUGCAGGGCUCACGGCGCCAUGGCCACCCGCAGAGCCACGGCCGGCGCCCCUCCCCGGACCGGCACCGACAUAGGCCCCACAGCCGGCGGCGUGCUGUGUCAGAGGGCCGUCGCCCUCGCGGCCACAUGUCGCCCAGGCGGCGCUGGAGGCCAGAGCCCAUGGAAGCUGGCUUCGUGGCCGCGCGGGGGCGCCGCAGCAUGGAGGCGCCGGAUCAUGCGCGCUCCAAGUACGGCGACGCAUCCACGAGCUUCGAGGGCGCCAACGGGGCGCCUGGUGCCGACAACGGGAAUGCUGCGAAGCUUCAGAGGAAGGCUCAGCUGGAACUGAAGAUCAAGGAGCUUGAUCGCCAGAUCGAGGAGCAGCGGUCACAGGAGAGGGCCCUUGCCGAGCAGGAGGAGCAGCACCGGAAGGAUAUGGGGAACACUGCCAUCCUCACCCCGACGCAGGAGAAAGCGGCGCUCCAGAGCCGUGAGGUCGGCAUGCAGCAGGAUGCCGUCUCCGACAAGACCGAGCAGCUCGUGAAGGAAAAGCUGGAGCUUCUCAAGGAGUUGGAGAAGAUCCAGAUCGAGGAGGGGAAAGGCAAGCCCGAGGAGGAAAUCACCCCCGGCGAGACGGUUACGCGCGAGAUCGUGGGUCCGGCUGGGGAGAAAGAGAUCGAGGUGGUGAAGGAAGAGGAAGGCGGCAAAGAAGAGGUGGAGGAGGUCAAGGAGGAGACGCCCGAGGAAGCGAAGCAGAUGAAAGAGAAUGGAGGGCAGAUCGUGUCCCCGCCGCCCGCCCCACCACCAGAGGUCCAGGAGGCUGAGGCUGAGAUGGGUGGGGAUGGUGGUUACUAUGGGCCCGGUGGCCCCAUGGGAGCACCGGAGCCGGUUAAGUGCCCGCCCUGUCCGCCGCUCCCCAAAGCAAGGGAGCGGAUGUUGAUGGUCUCAGCGGAGGACGAGCCACCGGGCAAAGCUCCCAAAGUGGAGGUCGAUGUGACGGAGUCCGCGGAGGUGCCUCAGCAGACGUUUCUCUUCGCACCACCCGCGGCGUCGGUGAAGAACGUGAGGCUUGGUCAGGUGGAUGAGGCGACCAGGCAGCAUGCACUUUUUGGUUCCAGCUUGACCAGGUCCUUUGUGCCAGGCGAUUGUUGCAGGUAUCGUCAGCUGGACCGUGCGUUUGCCAGCACCUUUUGUCUGUCUCGCCUUCCUGUUGCUUCGUCGCUGUUGGAUAUGCCGCCGACACGUAUCGAGAUGGGAGUGCCAGAUGCCGCUGUGCCACGGCCGGUUCGACGUGUUGGUCUGCAGGAUUGCAACGGAUUGCAGUCCGUCAGUCUGAGUGGUGCCGAGCGUGAAGAUGCCGAGAGUUACUCAAGCGCCACUUGUCUGGAUGGUGCCGUUGGGCAAAAUGCUGUCACUGCUCCAAAGUCUCUACGGCAGCUCCAGCGUGCGCGCCGGUGCGCUCUCCGGUUCGUUUCGCGCAAGUUGGGCUUACAGACCUUUGCGGCCAUCUUGCACGGUCCGAUAUUGGGGGCUUGGUUGGCAGCUGGCAAGUGGGACCGCAAGCCGCCCAAAGAAGCGCUGCCUGUGUACUUUGGUGCUGUGCGCGAGCUACACGAAGCGGCUGUGGGGCCUGCUGUCGAGGACUCCCGGCUAAUGCAAUGCUUUCUAUUGAUGCUGUGGGGUGGGCUUCGGUUCUCUGUCGCCCAGCGUUUGGCGCUGAGCCAUUGA
Symbiodinium sp. CCMP2456 is the source of this 2031-nucleotide messenger RNA. Lineage: Eukaryota; Dinophyceae; Suessiales; Symbiodiniaceae. The record is from the annotation of a GenBank genome assembly.